Messenger RNA from Vanrija pseudolonga, 513 nucleotides. RefSeq lists its product as uncharacterized. Lineage: Eukaryota; Fungi; Basidiomycota; Tremellomycetes; Trichosporonales; Trichosporonaceae. The record is from RefSeq and is a predicted model, not a curated record. The coding region runs from base 1 to 513 and encodes 170 amino acids. The transcript is spliced from 5 exons.
AUGGCUACCUCCACCAAGUCUGACCUGCGACAACAGGCCCCAGAAGACAUCUACUACACCUCGCACACACUGCACCCAGGCUAUGCGCGCUUCCACCGAUACGAGGACAUCGACUAUAUCAAGACGUAUGUCGACAUGUGUCUGGCCAAGAUUCCCGGCAUGGCGAUCAUCGACAUCCUCUCGAGGGAGUUCACCGACAUCCUAGGCGUGCUGACGGAGGCGAUCGAGUACAGCUGGUGGCGGACCAAGAAGGAGGAGUCGCGGGUCUACCGCUUCCGCAAGCCGAGCGACACGCUCGACUACAUCGUCCUCCUGAUCGACGACGUCAUGGCGCUGCCUGAUGCUCAGCAGGCGGCCGUGAAGGCCAAGCUCCAGAAACAGAUCCGGAGCCACGAGGACGCGCUGCACGAAGGACUCAAGUACCUCGAGCAGCAGCGCGCGAGUCAGCGCGUCGGAGACCAGCUGCCCGCGUACCCCGGUCCGGUGCGAGCAACAGCAUCAACGGCCAAGUGA